AUGCACGGCGUCCUCCGGUCCGAUGGAUCGCUAAACCGUCUGCUGCAUCGUCCACUCCACCUCCACCGACUCCUCCGUCAACACCGUUGUACCACUAAGGCGUUUAUCGCACUUUUCCUGCUUCUCAGUGCUGCUCUCUCCGCUUCACAAGCUACCGAGACGCAAGAGUCGCCUAAUGCGACGGAUCAUACGCGAGACAGCCACGGUGACUCGUCCGCGUCUACUCCCACCAAACCACCGAAGAUCACACCGUUCAACUUCACUCUUUACCACUCCAGUGAUGCAUUGCUGCGCAAGGUUCGCGCUCUUGCUGCUCGGCAUCCCCAUGCUGCAGAGCUUAAGGAGAUAACGAUUCAGUCUUCUGGUGGGUACACGUCAACCCUCACUGCAGUCACGCUACACUGCGAUUUUGCUCAGGGCGCUGCUAUCGGGAAUCCUUCUGUGCGAUCUGCUUCUGAUGCAGGGAACAAGGGGACAGGUGUGCCUGGUGCUGCUGUGGCAGCAGACGGCAACGGGGCUAUUGCAAUGGGUGUUGCGGCUACGGCAAACGGUGACGUGGCGACUGCAAACAGCGGUGGCAUGGCUGUGGCGAGAGAAGCAGGGGAAGCCACAGCGACAGCAGCAGACGAGGGCGCGUUCAGUGGUUUCGGUGGCGAUGCGCACUAUUUCAUGAGGCUGGAGGGUCGCAGCAACGCGUCGUGCAGCAGUGUAGGCACCAUAGAGGGGUUUUCCACAGUCCUCCCCGCGGAGCUGUCUGGGAAGCUGCGCAUUCUUCUUGUGUUUGGGCAGCACGGCAGGGAAGCCAUUACCACUGAGCUGGGCUUUAACUUGCUGAAGGUUCUCGUGGGGGAGAGGGAGGUGGUCGAGAAGAUAGAGACGGGGAAAAGCGACGAGCCAGGAGGAGGGGAGGAAGAUAAGAAGGGAGAGGAGAAGGAAGUGAAGAGUGAAGGGAGAGAGGAGGAGACCGAGGUAGAGGAGGAGGAGAAGGGGGAGAAGGAGGGGGAAGGGAAGGAGGGGACUGUGGGUGGAAUGAGCUGGGAGCAACUGGCACUGAUAUGGCCGCACCUGGUUAUCACGGUGGUGCCCAUGGAGAAUGUGAACGGGCGGAACAAGGUGGAAGCGGGCAAGCUUUGUGAACGCCGAAACGGCCGGGGCGUGGACAUCAACAGGAACUGGGACUGCGACUGGGGCGUGAAAGAAAAGGACUACAACCCUUUAGAGGAGGCCCCUGGCACCCAUGCAUUCAGCGAGCCAGAGGCAGAGGCGAUGAGGCGGCUGGCAGUGUGGUUUCGGCCGCACGUGUGGGUGAACGUGCAUUCGGGCAUGGAGGCGCUUUUUACCCCGCUGGACCACCGGGGGGAUGGCGUUGAUGGGAGCACACUUGCCGCCAUGCAUGCCCUCUUAGAGCACCUGGAUGCGACUCACUGUGGUGCUCGCUGCGUUAUUGGCUCUGGCGGGGGCUUUGUCGGGUGA
Messenger RNA from Closterium sp. Yama58-4, 1473 nucleotides. The record is from the annotation of a GenBank genome assembly. Lineage: Eukaryota; Viridiplantae; Streptophyta; Zygnematophyceae; Desmidiales; Closteriaceae.